UCCUCCUCCUCCGCCUCCUGCUCCUCCUCCUCUUCCUCCUCCUCCGCCUCCGCCUCUUCCUCCUCCGCCCCCGCCUCUUCCUCCUUCUCCUCCUUUUCCUCCUCCUCCUCCUCCUCCUCCUCCUCCUCCUCCCUUUCCUCCUCCCACAGCUGCCUAUGGCAGCGGUGGUGGACAAUCGGCCCAUCAGAGAAUUGCCACCGAACGAUGGCCAUGACCGAGUUGCCGCGAGAUCUUGUCGAUGCCGACCUUGGUCUUGGUCCAUGCCAGCCGUCGCCGUUGCGCGAGCAUGAUCCACGACUUGGCGAGGGCCACCAUGGGCGGUGUCCGAGAUCGGUACCGGCGUUUCCGCGUUCAGUCUUGGCCAGGGUCAUCGCCUUCUCCUCCUUCCAGGCGAGGGCAGGGGCUGCAGCAAUUGGAGAGACAUCCGGCGGCCUCCGGCCCAUUCCGUCGCCGUGGGGCUCCGAGUCGGGGGCGCGGCGCGGGGCGAUCGGAGGCCACGCUGCGCGUUGUCAGCCGUGCUCCUGGGGGGGCGCCCUUCCCCCCCCCCAGCGGGGGGGCUCCUUCGAGCGCAGCCAGUGGCGCUGUGGGUUUCCGGGAGGUGUGCUUCCAGGAGCCUCUUCGGGGAUCUGCGGCUCAGCAACGCCACGAGGGCACUCCACUGCAGGCCCCAGAGGCGCGGUGGCGGAUCAAGCUGCUGGAGUUCGCGGACGUCGAUCUGGACACCUGCGAGGCUAAGUGCAACGCCACCGCGAGUUGUUACCACUACAACUACCACCCUGACGCGUGCAAGCAUUCCGCGGAUGCACCGAGGACGUGCUUCCUGUUCGCCAAGGGCUGCGUCCUGGAGGAGGAUCCCUGCUGGAAUCUGUACGAGAGCCCCACCGUGCCAGCGUGGCGGCUGCGGGGGAACGCCACGGGCUGCGGCAACUGGGCGCGAGCGGGCGUCGGGGAGGUCCAGACUGCCAUGAACCGGGGCCACUGCGGCGUGAAGUGCUCGCAGCACCCCCAGUGCAGGCUGUUCAACUUCCAGCCGCGCGACUGUCACGAGGACGUGGCCGAGAACGUCCCCCCGGCCGGGGCUGGGGCGUGCUGGCUCUACACCAGCGACCCGCCUUGCAGGGAGGGUCGCAAUGCGUGCUGGGAUCUGUAUGAGAUGUCGUCGGAGGGGUCCCUGGGCAACUCCACCUGGAGCCUGCUGCCAGCAGCCAGAGGCACGCGGCGGUGGAUUCUUCACACCUCGGACGACGCGAGCUUCAGCGUCGCCGACGUGGUCUCCAUUCAGUUCGCCGACACGAGCCAGCAGACCGCCGUGGUCAUGGGGAAGGACCGGGAGACCCCGGGCUGGCCAUCGAUCCCGGGCUCGCUCAGGACCUGCUGGGGGGCGAGCUGAUCUGGAUAGUGCGGUCCGACCUUGGCAGCAACGGGUCCCACGGCCGCGGGGGCGACUCGGCGACGGCUUCUGGCAGGGGCAUUGGCUGAUCGGGGCUCCCUGAGAUCCGUCGCAGUGGCGAAAA
Molecule: messenger RNA, 1514 nt
Organism: Prorocentrum cordatum
Lineage: Eukaryota; Dinophyceae; Prorocentrales; Prorocentraceae
Source: the annotation of a GenBank genome assembly